AACGCGGCCCGAGAGAGUUCCAGAUCAGAUCGGAGGAACCGACGACGCUCAAGCGCGCCGAGGGAGGGAGCACACAGAAUCAGCCAGUCCCCUCCACGGCCCCUCCCUCCUCGCUCGGUCGCUCCUCCUGAAUAGUCGGGCUCCCAGAGACGACCAGCGAGCGAGCGAGAGAGAGGGGCGAUCCCAGAUUCGGCCGUGCACGCCACGCCACGCGGGGGCGGGAGAUGAGCGGGGCGGAGGAGGCUGCUGGCUCCGGGAGCGGGAGCGGGAGCGGCGCGGGGGGGAGCGGCGGCGGAGGGGGUGAGGCGAGGCGGCGGUUCGACGACAAGGGACUGGUGGCGCGCACGUCGCUGAUCCUGUGGCACACGCACCAGAACGACGCGGCCGCCGUGCGGAAGCUGCUCGAGGAGGACGGCGCGCUCGUCAACGCCCGCGACUACGACAGCCGCACGCCGCUCCACGUCGCCGCGCUGCACGGCUGGCAGGAGGUCGCCGAGUGCCUCGUCGCCAACGGCGCCGACGUCAACGCACAGGACCGCUGGCAGAACACGCCACUUGCUGAUGCAGAGGGUGCAAAGAAGCAUGCUAUGAUCGACCUACUCAAGAAGCAUGGCGGAUUGACAUAUGGGAAAACUGGAAGCCACUUUGAAGCAAAGACAAUUCCACCUCCCCUUACAAACAAGGCUGACUGGGAGAUUAACCCACUUGAAUUGGAUUUCACAAAAGCAAUUAUCAUUGGAAAGGGCUCUUUUGGUGAAAUUCUGAAAGCAAAUUGGCGAGGAACACCUAUUGCUGUCAAGCGCAUUCUUCCAUCAUUAUCUGAUGACAGGCUGGUGAUCCAAGAUUUUAAGCAUGAAGUCAACUUGCUAAUAAAGCUGAGGCAUCCAAAUAUUGUACAGUUCCUUGGAGCAGUCACAGAAACCAAGCCUUUGAUGCUAAUUACUGAGUUCCUAAGAGGAGGUGAUCUUCAUCAAUAUCUGAAGGAGAAAGGCUCGCUCAGCCCAGUUACUGCUGUUAAUUUUGCAUUGGACAUCGCUAGGGGCAUGGCAUAUCUUCAUAAUGAGCCUAAUGUUAUAAUUCACCGGGACUUAAAGCCAAGAAACAUUCUUCUAGUGAAUACUGCCGCCAAUCACUUGAAAGUUGGAGAUUUUGGUCUUAGCAAGAUUAUCAAAUCUCAGCAUGCCAAUGACGUAUACAAGAUGACUGGAGAGACAGGAAGCUAUCGGUACAUGGCUCCUGAAGUUUUCAAACACCGGAAAUACGACAGGAAGGUUGAUAUCUUCUCUUUUGCCAUGAUACUGUAUGAGAUGCUGGAAGGGGAUCCACCUUUUUCCAACUAUGAACCUUAUGAGGCUGCCAAGUAUGUAGCAGAUGGGCAUCGCCCUGCUUUCCGUUCAAAAGGACAUAUUAGUGAGCUGAAGGAUUUGACUGAGCUAUGUUGGGAUGCGGAUAUCAAUCUGAGACCAUCUUUCCUAGAGAUACUCAAGAGGCUCGAGAAGAUCAAGGAAACCUUAUCAUCACACGAUCACCACUGGCAUUUAUUCUCCCAGUAGCAGUGCAUAUAUACGGAGUAUUCAUUAUGGGCAAUUUUUACCACAGGUGUUGUUGUGAAUGGAUCUUAUUGGGAGAUUGGGAGAUCAGAAUCGAUCGUGUACAAAAUUAGAUGGAUCAAAAAAGGUCCAUUGAAACGAUAGAAUGUUCCUGCUCUUUCUUCUUUUUUCUGCUAAAGCAGAUGUUUUUCUCGAACCACUCUUGGGUUUAGGUAAUUCUGAAAGGUUGGAGAGUUACUAGCCCAUAGUUCUACGACAUAUAGCUGACUGGUAUUCUAAAUAUCAAAUAGUUUCACGCCCGUUUCCCAUUUAUCAGAGGUUCGGAUUGUUUAUUGAGAACUGCUUCGGUAGUCAUGUGGUGAAAUCUGAUUGCAGUCUUUAAGGGCUCUUA
Brachypodium distachyon (stiff brome) is the source of this 1941-nucleotide messenger RNA. RefSeq names its product integrin-linked protein kinase 1. The record is from RefSeq and is a predicted model, not a curated record. Gene Ontology annotation, molecular function: ATP binding; protein binding; protein kinase activity. The coding region runs from base 225 to 1553 and encodes 442 amino acids. NCBI's taxonomy places the organism in Eukaryota, Viridiplantae, Streptophyta, Magnoliopsida, Poales, Poaceae. Gene Ontology annotation, biological process: protein phosphorylation. The transcript has 11 exons.